Batrachochytrium dendrobatidis JAM81 is the source of this 1458-nucleotide messenger RNA. RefSeq lists its product as uncharacterized. The transcript is spliced from 3 exons. The record is from RefSeq and is a predicted model, not a curated record. The coding region runs from base 1 to 1458 and encodes 485 amino acids. Lineage: Eukaryota; Fungi; Chytridiomycota; Chytridiomycetes; Rhizophydiales.
AUGCUUUCUGCCGGUUCAUUAUCCCAGGGUUCUGGCCCAGUUAAUAAACUGUUCAAACGAAAAACAAACAAGGCUAAAAAAGGCAUCAAUGCUCUCGUCUUGGCAUCUGGAGCCAUGUCUGCAACAGCGUUUCCUUCCUUUUUCUCCUUCUUACCCUUUCAAACGGUCGACGUUACAAAAGUAACUCCAGUGAGCAUGCAUACCGCGGCUCCACAUCCAAAACUUCCAUCCAAGCCAAACAUCCGACGCGUAGCAAGUCUUUCAGCCAUCCCACUUCAAACUCGGCCAGUAUCUACUCGACCUUCAAAAUCUCAGUCCGCUGUUAUCAAUGGCACGCUGAAGCAUUUGGAUGAUGACGAAGAUUUUGAGGCGUUUGUUGCAGAGUGUGAUGAGUUUGCCAAGAUAACUGAUGCCACAAAAGGGUUGUAUGUUGCACCUGCUGCAGAAGCACUUGAAGCCGUUUUACAUUCAUCUGUUCUUGAUUCACCGGUAUGUAUGCCAGUAGAACUGCAGUCAAACAGCGGAAACAAUGGGUUCCAGAGCAUAGCGAGAAGAGUUCAAUCUACACCUGGAGCGAUAGAUGCUCGUCAUCGUCCUCUUGCAUUACAGAUUCCUCAUACUGGUGAAUCUACCGAGUACGAAAGUCAUUGUGCAACAGCAAGAAAAAAGUCCAUUUCAAAGAUUUCAACUUCGUUUUUCCAUGCUUCCAUUCAGGCGCGAGCACAAGCUAAACUUGAUCGAGAGCGAGAAAUGCAAGUACCAUCUAGUCGGAGUCAGCCUCCUCCCCUGCUUGAAUCAUGGGAUGACGAUUUUGAACAAAGUGGUGGUGUAGAAAGUGAUCAUGAAGAUGGCUAUGAGGAAUUUUGGGAUAAUGAAAUGUUGGUUGUGCCUCAGCAUAUUAACCAGCAUCAAAUGCGUUUGCAGCGUGAUCGAUUUACUAUUCGUGACUUUGCGCUUCAUGUUCAGGAUCUAAGAUUGAUAUAUCAGGAAGUAGCGGAUGCGGUGAAGCAAGGAGCAAAAAAGAAUCCCAUGAUGUUUGCUCAACAUACGCAAAAAUUCCAAAAGGUGCUUGAUAUUGCUCAAGUCAUAUUGGAUAUUGCUGAGCACGUUGACGAAUCUACCAACGACCCAUCCAAUACACCUCCAGUUACACCCCUGACAUCUACAUUUCCAUCUACUACCUAUUCUCAUGCGCAAAGGGAAAUUACUCCAAGACAUAUUGAGGUACUGAUCGAUUUAAUUGCAAAAGGCGUGCCAAUGGAAGUUGUUGACUCGGAUGGAAAGAAAAUCAGCACAGGUGUUAUUGUUGGAGUAGAUGAGCGUGCAGCACUCGAAUGUGUAAACAAACUUGUCAGAGACCAAGUUUUGGCGUUUGAAAGCAGCCUGAUUGGAGUUUUGAAUGCUCGUAUGGUGCCAUUGAAAACUUGCUUAAAAAUGUACGAGAAGCUUGUGUGUUGA